Messenger RNA from Notolabrus celidotus (New Zealand spotty), 922 nucleotides. RefSeq lists its product as uncharacterized. The transcript is spliced from 6 exons. The coding region runs from base 55 to 759 and encodes 234 amino acids. The record is from RefSeq and is a predicted model, not a curated record. NCBI's taxonomy places the organism in Eukaryota, Metazoa, Chordata, Actinopteri, Labriformes, Labridae.
UCUCACCAGUUUAAGAUCAGAGAAGGCAAAAUCAGUUUCAGGCUUCAAUCCCCCAUGAUGAGGUUCAUCCAUGUUUCUAUGGCUGUGUUCAGCCUUCUGUCUGUCGUACAGACAGCUUCUGUGAACAACUGCAAGAUUCUGACCCAACCUGUUGAAAUCCAAGGAAGAGACCAGAUGUUGGGAAAGUGGAUGCUCUUAGCGGAAGCAACAAACAACCCUGGAGCCGAGUUGAUUACAAAGCUAUUAGUAGAGAGCUCCUGGACGAAAUUCGCUGCUGCUAAUGAGAGUGAUGCCAUUGAUGUUUUUGAGGCUGAAAAAAUGCUUGGUCACUGCUUCACGCUCAAAACCAAGAUAACUUUGGAAAACAGAACUCUCUCUAUCGGGCCACCUAUGAAUUCUUCUGCAAGGCUGCUGACCACUGGCUGCCCUGACUGCCUUAUUUACUAUGUGCAAUAUCUCAUGGAGGGGAGCACAUAUGGUGGUCUCCAGCUCAUGAGCAAAAGAAACAAUGUGACUACUGCUGAACUGGAAGAGUUUAAGAAACAGGUGGAAUGUCUGAACUUACCGCCACCAAUGAUCCUGAGCCAAGAAAAAGGUCUCUGCCCUGAGGAGUCUCCACUGAGCACUGAUCUAACCAUGGACAUCAACAACAUGACCCCUGAAAUUCUCGAAAAGAUCGAAAAAAUGAUCAGUAGUGCAGGUAGCAUGGAUAUGCUCUUUAGAUUUAUAUCCAGCUUAGGUAACUUGGCAGACUAUUAACAUUGUCAAAAUUGCAUGACAUGAUAACAGCAAAAACAUUUACCAAUGCACACAUACUGUAUCUACUAUUGGCAAGGUAAGCAACAAGGCUGUGCAGGUUAUUAAUCAUUUUGAGAUAAAAUUAUAUCUGAAUUUUGUAAGAGGUCAUUUUGUCAUCACUUUU